CCCUGAAGCAACAUGAAGUGGCAAAUAACACUCAUUGAUGCUUUGGAUUUGUGUUUCCACUGUAGUGUGGUGUAUACAAAAAGCUCCCUAUUUUAGGGUUGACAAGUGGAGAGUAUCUGACAAAGAUACAAUUAAAUAUUCACGUCGGAUUGCACACUAUUUGCUCCCAUGGCUGAAAGACUUGCACCAUGAGCAGGUGAAAGAGAAAUAUGUUGAGGCAGCAAUUAAAGGCAUUGAUGCACAUGAGGUGAAGAUUCCUCUAGCAAACUAUAAAGAAAAUAAGCGGGUAUACUGUAACAACUGCAGAACAUCUAUAGUCGACUUCCAGAGAAGCUGCAACAAAUGUUCCUAUGUUCUCUGCCUCAGCUGCUCCCGGGAGCUCCGUGAUGGACUUAUUCCUGGUGCCACUUCUGCAAGUGGCAUGGUCCUUACACAACCUGGGGUAGAAGGCAAGGACGAUUUGCAAAAGGGAAGUAAUCAUGAUAGCAUUGCAAGUCAAAAGCCUUCUGAUGGACAGAAUGAGUUGUUGAUGGAUAGUGCAGUUCCUAUUGAGGAUAGCGCUCCUGGGUUGAGACAAUGGAAGGUAAAUAGCAAUGGAAGCAUACCUUGCCCGCCAAAUGCUUUUGGUGGUUGUGGUGAUGCUGUUCUCGAACUUGAGUCAUUGUUGGAGGAGAAUGUUAUUUCUGGCUUACUGGAGAAAGCCAAUGUAGUUGUAAAAAAUGAAGAAAUGUUGGAGGUUGGAGGUUCAAAAUGUUCCUGCUUUAGUGACUCCAGUGAGAUGAGCAACGCAAUGUCACAGAAACUGGCUUGUAGAGAGAACUCAAGAGACAACUACAUAUAUUGCCCAAAUGCUAGAGAUGUUCAGAAUGGAGCAUUAGAUCAUUUCCAGGAGCACUGGUUAAAGGGUCAGCCUGUUAUUGUUCGUGACGUGCUUGAGUUAACUUCUGGAUUGAGCUGGGAACCAAUGGUUAUGUGGCGAGCUUUUAGAGAAAUUAAAGACAAGGAUGAACAUGAGCGGCUCUUUGUUAAAGCUCUUGAGUGCCUGUUGUGGUCUGAGGCUGUUGUAAACACCCACUUCUUUUUUAGUGGGUAUUCCCGUGGAAUUGUUGGUCCAGAGGGUUUGCCCAUGUUACUAAAGCUUGAAGAUUGGCCACGGCACUGCUCAUUUGAGGAGCGGCUGCCACGACAUGGUGCUGAGUUCAUGUCUGCUUUGCCAUUUCGUGAAUAUACUGAUUAUAAGUCUGGUCCUCUUAAUCUGGCUGUGAAGCUUCCAGGAGAAGUCAUAAAGCCAGACCUUGGUCCAAAAACUUGCAUCGCGUAUGGUCUUACCCAGGAAUUAGGAAUUGGUGAUUCUGUCACCAAGCUUCAUUGUGAGAUGUCUGAUGCGGUAAGUAUCCUCACACAUACUGAUGUAAUAAAGCUCAAAGCACAAAGGAUUACAGCGAUUGAGAAGAAGAAAAGGAGUUUGACCAUAAAGGAAUACAACAGAAAUCUUCAAGCUUCACAAACAGAUCCUGAUUGUGUUUAUGAGAAGGAUAAGGUGGAUGAUGGUUCCAGCCCUAUAGAUAAAAGUGAAUCUCCAGAUAAUACAGAAGGAACCUCUGAACCUACUGGGGGUCAAAAACGCCGAAGGCAACGCGGCUGUCAUUCUUCUAAUGCAUCAAAGAAAAAAAAGAAAACAACCAGAGAAGAUAAGGUGCAUGGAAUUUCCAUAUUUCUUGAGGCAGAAGACGGCGUCCCAUUUGUAGAGGGUGACCAGCCAGAGGGUGGUGCAUUGUGGGACAUAUUCCGGCGCGAAGAUGUCAGCAAACUAUGUGAGUAUCUAAGGAAGCAUUCAGAGGAGUUUAGGCAUUGCAAUUAUAAACCAGUGAAGCAGGUUAUUCAUCCUAUACACGAUCAGUGCUUUUACCUAACAAUUGAGCACAAGAGAAAGCUUAAGGAAGAAUAUGGAGUUGAGCCUUGGACAUUUGAACAGAAGCUUGGUGAUGCAGUCUUUAUCCCUGCAGGAUGUCCACACCAAGUCAGAAAUUUGAAGUCAUGUAUAAAGGUCGCACUUAACUUUGUUUCUCCGGAAAAUGUACAAGAGUGCAUCAGGCUGACAGAAGAAAUCCGUCUGCUUCCAAAAGGGCAUAGGGCAAAUAAAGAUAAGCUAGAGAUUAAGAAGAUAGCUUUUCAUGCAUUCAAACAAUCCAUUUGGGAUAUCAUCAAAAAUGAUGACCAGGAAAGAAGAGACCACCAAGAAGUUGCAAAGUACAGAGAAAAAACCAAAGCAAAAGGAAAGAGAAGAAAGAAGGCAACAGCAAAAGGACGGCACAAUGGAUCGUCUCAACUUGCUUUUGCUAUUUGAAUAUG
Lolium rigidum is the source of this 2352-nucleotide messenger RNA. RefSeq names its product lysine-specific demethylase JMJ25-like. Gene Ontology annotation, molecular function: transcription coregulator activity; histone H3K9 demethylase activity; chromatin DNA binding. The transcript is spliced from 11 exons. Lineage: Eukaryota; Viridiplantae; Streptophyta; Magnoliopsida; Poales; Poaceae. Gene Ontology annotation, biological process: regulation of transcription by RNA polymerase II. The coding region runs from base 38 to 2347 and encodes 769 amino acids. The record is from RefSeq and is a predicted model, not a curated record. Gene Ontology annotation, cellular component: chromatin; histone deacetylase complex.